Messenger RNA from Striga asiatica, 892 nucleotides. NCBI's taxonomy places the organism in Eukaryota, Viridiplantae, Streptophyta, Magnoliopsida, Lamiales, Orobanchaceae. The record is from the annotation of a GenBank genome assembly.
CUUUUUUUAGCAGAAAUAGAAAAAGAAAAUAUUGACAGCCAGGGAAACUUUUGAAGAUGAUUGAAGAUUUCAUUUCCAGGAGUUUAAUAUUGGCUCUUGGUUAUGCAUAUCCUGCAUUUUUGUGUUUCAAGACAAUAGAGAAAAAUAGAGUUGCCAUUCAAGAACUCAGAUUUUGGUGUCAAUAUUGGCUGCCAAUGUAUCGAGGGCUAAAGUUGGGUCUCUUCAUCUACCUAUGGCAUCCAAACACAAAGGGAAGUGAGUAUGUUUAUGAAACCUUUUUGCGACCUUACUUGUUGAAGUACGAAGCAGACAUAGAUAGAAGUCUGUUCGAGGCUAAGGAAAGAGCUUUGAACUUGGCAAAUUAUUAUUGGCACGAUUGCACUAAAUUGGGUUCCAAAUUUGUUGUUCAAUUUUUCCAAUUUUUGGUGUCCCAAUCUUCAAGCAUUAAACUACCUGUUGGAUCUCAGCUGCACAAUGCCCAAGAACAACAAUCUAGCGCGGUUCCUCCACUGCUAUCGAGCAAACCUUCCCGAAUGCUAAAGAGGAGCAUUUCUGACAAGCCGCCCGUCCCAUUAGUGGGGCCCACGGCCUCACAUCUCAGCCAGACGCCCAAAUCCGAGUCCAUGAAAGUCAGACUCCAUAGCCAGACAAAGUUUAUUCAUGCAGAAGAUGGUGGGCCCGGUGGCCAACCAGGGGAUGAUGCAGACAAAAUCAAAAGCCAUUAGCGGAUUUUACGAGUUAAAUAUAUGGUGUAACUGUAAAUUAUGUUAAUUUGGUAGCCUUUUUGGAUUGGUGUAGCCUUGUUAAUUAUCAUGGCUUGAUUAAGUGUCAAACAUUUUGUCAGCUUGUGUGGUAAACUACAAAUGAUGCUAUUUACUUGUGUCAAUUCUUG